This is a messenger RNA of Pongo pygmaeus (Bornean orangutan), 3019 nucleotides long. Its product is annotated as grpE protein homolog 1, mitochondrial-like. Gene Ontology annotation, molecular function: protein-folding chaperone binding; protein homodimerization activity; adenyl-nucleotide exchange factor activity. The coding region runs from base 2396 to 2896 and encodes 166 amino acids. Lineage: Eukaryota; Metazoa; Chordata; Mammalia; Primates; Hominidae. Gene Ontology annotation, cellular component: PAM complex, Tim23 associated import motor. Gene Ontology annotation, biological process: protein folding; protein import into mitochondrial matrix. The record is from RefSeq and is a predicted model, not a curated record. The transcript has a single exon.
CAGUAGCAUGAUUUCGGCUCACUGCAACCUCUGCCUCCCAUGUUCAAGCAAUUUUUAUGCCCCAGCCUCCUGAAUAGCUGGGGUUACAGGUGUGUGCCACCAUGCUGAGCUUGUUUUUUGUAUGUUUAGUAGAGAUGGGGUGUUACUCUGUUGUCCAGGCUGGUCAUGAACUCCUAGCCUCACAUGAUGUGCUGGGAUUACAGGAUUGAGCCACAAUGCCUGGCCUAACUUGAAUUUAAGAAUCUCACCUUAACCAAGCUUCACACAGGUCUGAGAGUGAUUAUGGAUUCAGGAGUAUAUAUAGUCACUUAUGAAGAGGUAUACAUUCUCUUUGUCAUCUGGACAGAGCUUCAUGUGGUGAGGGCAAUUUUAAAGCACUAUAUAGACCCAAUGAAGUGUUAACCUUUCCCAUAAUAACUAGAAAACCAUAUUACCUAACUGAAUGAGAUCUGUGGCUUUGUAAAUAACUUUUUUCUGUGAAUUAUUUAUAUGAAAACGCUCACUUUAAGACACAUGUUUAGACUGCAAUUAAAUAAAAGUAAAUAAAACUUUUGGAAAAACUUUUUUGCUGCUCAAACUAUUUAAAUCCUGCCCUUGCUAAGUGUUAAUAAAUCCCUCAGAUGCAUUUUUUCCCUAUUCUGAAAGUGUAGCUUGUCCUGCUUUUAAAGGGGGCAGGCUCUACUUCCUCAAAGUACCUACCCUUUAAUUUGUUGGAUAUUGCAUUAAUGCUUUUUAAUAAACUUGGGGCUGGGCGCAGUUGCUCACACCUGUAAUCCCAGCACUUUGGGAGGCUGAGGUGGGUGGAUCACGAGGUCAGGAUUUCGAGACCACCCUGGCCAAUAUGGUGAAACCGUGUCUCUACUAAAAAUACAAAAACUAGCUGGGCAUGGUGGUGCUCGCCUGUAGUCCCAGCUACUCGGGAGGCUGAGGCAGAAGAAUCACUUGAACCCGAAAGGUGGGGUUGCAGUGAGCUGAGAUCAGGCCACUGCACUCCAGCCUGGGCAACAGAGCAAGAGUCCAUCUCAAAAACAAAACAAAACAAAACAAAACAAAACAAAACAAAAAAAACUCCCCUCAUUUUUUGGGUUUCUCAAUUCAGUUAUUUUUAUUUUUUUAAUUUGUAUUAAUCCCUUAAUACUCCAUUCAUGGCAAUCAAUUCAGUUUCUAAAAGACUUCUUAAUAGUCAUUCUGAUAAGCUCUUCUUUCUAAGGAAGCAGUUAAGCACAACAUAACACCUUUUGCUUGUUUCAUUGUUAUUUUUCUAGCCAGUCCUGUAAAAAUCUGAUACUGAGCUGGGCACGGUGGCUUAUGCCUGUAAUCCUAGCACUUUGGGAGGCCAAGGUGGGUGGAUCGCUUGGCCAACAUGGUGAAACCCCAUCUCUACUAAAAAUACAAAAAAUUAGCUGGGCGUGGUGGCGGGUGCCUGUAAUCCCAGCUACGAGGGAGGCUGAGGUAGGAGAAUCACUUGAACCUGGGAGGCCAAGGUUGCAGUUAGCCAAGGUCACGCCAUUGUACUCCAGCCUGGGCAACAGGAGCAAAAAAACUCUGUCUCAAAAAAAAAAAAUAAUCUGAUACUGAUUAUAUUAUAUGGACUUAAAGUUUUGUACCUGAAUGAGGACAAAAAAAUAUACAGUUUAAGACAUGGCUAUAUCUUCAUUCCCGUGUUCUUUCUCAGGAUAAGCAGAAAGAUAAGUGUCCUCCUAUACCUUAAAAUGACUCUACUAUUGUAAACUACAUAUUUAAUCAAGCAGUAGUUUGCCCUGCCGCGUAAUUACUGUCAGAAUAACAGAAGUAUUUACCCAAAACAAAGAACCUUUGACUAGCAAAUAGGCUUUAAUUAUUGUGAGAACUUCAGCAGGGGUAGCAACUCAGGACCUAAUUUUAAAACUAGAAGCACUGAGGAUGAGAAGUGAGGCAGUGGAAAUAGCUCUGAGCUCUCAGCAUCUAUAAGUCAUAAGGAAAAAAAGUAGAUAAAAGAUGUAUUUGAGGCCGGGCGCGGUGGCUCACGCCUGUAAUCCCAGCAGUUUGGGAGGCUGAGAUGGGUGGAUCACAAGGUCAGGAGAUCGAGACCAUCCUGGCUAACACGGUGAAACCCCGUUUCUACUAAAAAAUACAAAAAAUUAGCCAGGCGUGGUGGCAAGCACCUGUAGUCCCAGCUGCUUGGGAGGCAGGAGAAUGGCGUGAACCCGGGAGGCGGAGCUUGCAGUGAGCCUAGAUUGCGCCACUGCACUCCAGCCUGGGCAUCAGAGCGAGACUCCAUCUCAAAAAAAAAAAAAAAAAAGUAUUUGAUAAUUAUGUUGAAUGAAUAAAAAUAAUUAAAAAUGUUUCAUAAAAGCACAUAGUGAUAGGUGAGGGGAAACUUAAAUCAUCAUCCUGGGGCAGCCGUGGUGGCUCCAUGGUUGAGGCUGGUGCCAUGCGGUCUCCCGGUGUUGGCAUUGUUUCCCGGCCUUCUCAGUUCUGCACACGGCUACAAAACGAAAGAACAGUUGCCAGUUGGAAGAGGACGUGGAUCCAAACCAAAUGGAGGACAGAUACUCCCUUUACGGACAAGAUACUCAUGGAAGAAGUCAAGUUAGAAGAGCAGCUGAAGGAGGCUGUGGAAGAAGAUAAGCAAGCAUUGGCAGAUACUGAGGACUUGCUGGAGAGCAGCCAAAAAUUGGUGGAGGAGGCAAAUAUGUAUAGCAUUCAGGGCUUCUGCAAGUACUCGUUAGAGGUUGCAGAUGUUUUAGAGAAGGCAACACAGUGUGUUCCAGACGAAGGACUUAAAGACAAUAACCCUCACCUGAAGAACCUCUGUGAGACUCUCACAAUGAGUGAAGUCCAGAUUCAGGAAGUGUUCAGCAAGCACCGCCAAGCUGAACCCUGUCAGAGCCAAGUUCCACCCUUAUGCACGUGAGGUCUUUUUUUCGUCUUUCUUCACAUCCGACAGGCAAUGUGCCAGUGUUGUAACAAGGUUUGAGGGAGGCAUAUCUCACACAUGAAAACCCAGCGUGAAAACCCAGUCAUCUCACUUAUGAAC